ACUGGGUACAGACGGGCGAUUCAUCAUCUCUCUUUCUCUCUUCAGUUCAGGAUGGCAGAAUAACAGGGUGAAGGCGGAGAUAUCUGCAUUUGCGUAUAUGGGAGGCUGUUAUUACAGCCAAGUUUAGUUUCCACUAGAGUUCAACACUCUAGAAACACGCUUGUAAGUGCGUAUUUGGAAAUGAAAGUGAAGCGAUCGGAGAUGUGGAGAGCCGCUGUCCUGCUGCUGUUAACCGGCUGCGUGUGCGCGAGUGUGCCCGAGGAGCCCGCGGACAGAGCGGCUCCAUCUGACGGCUAUUGCAGCUGGAUAACGCGGGCUCAGCCUCACGGAGCUGGAGGCAGGAGGGAGGGUUUCAGUGAGUUCAGACUGCGAGUGGAAGGAGACCCGGAGCAUUAUCAACCCGGCAGCACUUACCGAGUAUCCCUGUAUGCAACCAACCCUGCAUACUUCAGAGGCUUUACUCUUAUCGCUCUGAAGGAAGGGCACAAUGGUGACCAAGAGGAGGAUUAUGCUGGAAAUUUCCAGAUAAUCGAUGAGGAAGACGCACAGUUUAUGACAAACUGCCCUCCAGCAGUGACAGAAAGCACCCCACGCAGGAGGACCAGGAUACAGGUGUUCUGGAUAGCGCCCGCAUCAGGCAGUGGCUGUGUACUGUUGAAAGCUAGUAUUGUUCAGAGGAAGAUCAUCUCAUUCCAGGAUGAAGGCUCACUCACGAAGCGGAUGUGUGAGAAAGAGCCACUUUAUGGAGAAACCACAGACAAACCCCUGCUGGACUGCUGUGCCUGUGGAACUGCCAAAUACAGAGUCACCUUCUAUGGGAACUGGUCAGAGAAAUUGCACCCAAAAGACUACCCAAGGAGAGCCAAUCACUGGUCAGCCCUCAUUGGAGCUUCCCAUUCAAAGAACUAUAUAUUGUGGGAAUUUGGAGGUUAUGCCAGUGAAGGGGUCAAACAGGUCGCUGAACUGGGCUCACCGAUCAAGAUGGAGGAGGAGAUCCGUCAGAAGGGUGAUGAGGUCUUGACCGUCAUAAAGAUGAAGGCCCAAUGGCCGGCCUGGCAGCCCCUUAACGUUCGAGCAGCUCCUUCAGCUGAGUUCUCAGUGGACCGCACACGUCACCUGAUGUCCUUUCUGACCAUGCUGGGUCCCAGUCCUGACUGGAACGUGGGUCUGUCAUCAGAGGACCUCUGCACCAGAGAGUGUGGCUGGGUCCAGAAGGUGGUUCAGGACCUCAUUCCAUGGGAUGCGGGGACAGACAGCGGGGUCACUUAUGAGUCUCCCAACAAGCGUACAACACCUCAGGAGAAAAUUCGUCCCCUCACAAGUUUAGACCAUCCACAGAGCCCUUUCUACGACCCAGAGGGUGGCGCGAUCACUCCUGUGGCUAGACUCGCCGUAGAGAGAAUUGCUCGCAAGGGUGAGCAGUGCAACAUUGUGCCUGAUAAUGUGGAUGACAUUGUGGCUGACAUUGCCCAGGAGGAAAAAGAAGAAGAUGACACUCCAGAGACAUGUAUCUACUCCAACUGGUCUCCGUGGUCUGCAUGCAGCUCCUCGACAUGUGAGAAGGGGAAGAGGAUGAGGCAGAGGAUGCUGAAGGCACAGCUGGAUCUCAGUGUGCCCUGUCCACAUACUCAAGACUUUGAGCCCUGCAUGGGGCCUGGCUGCAGUGAUGAGGAUGCUUCCACGUGCAUGAUGUCAGAAUGGAUCACAUGGUCACCAUGCAGUAUGUCAUGUGGCGCAGGUGUGCGUUCUAGGGAGCGCUAUGUAAAACAGUUUCCUGAUGAUGGCUUUGCUUGCACUCAUCCCACUGAAGAGACAGAGCCAUGCACUGUCAAUGAGGACUGCUCUCCAAGCAGUUGCUUGGUUACUGAAUGGGGUGAAUGGGAUGUAUGCAGCGCCACCUGUGGGCUUGGCAUGAAAAGACGGGAGCGGAUGGUGAAAAUGCCCCCGUCUGAUGGCUCCAUUUGUGGGGCAGAGGUGGUGGAAGUGGAGAAGUGUAUGAUGCCAGAAUGCCAAUACAAGACCCUCAAAAUGAACCCAGCAGAUUGUCGUGUCUGCCUUUGUCAAGGUGAUCAGGCUAUUGGGGAUUAUGUUCAGAACUUUUGUGGACUCUGCAACCAAGUGGAUUUUAAUGAUGUGGCCCUUAAGGGCAUCUUUCAGGUGGAUCUUAAUGAACCCAUUUGUUUCCUGCUACCUGGAGGGAAAAUACACUGGUCUCUGGAUAAAUAUAUUGAUCAUGCUCUUUUGCUGGCUGGUUCACUGUUUACUGUGGGAGUUGCGGAUGAGGAGCCCCGCAACUGUGCUGUACCCUCUGCACCAGAGCAUCUUCACAUCCCGACCGUCAUGUCAAGAGUUGUCCACAUCAUGCCUACUACUACUGAGUCUGCUAACGUCAUGUCUGCUAAUCCAAGAGCUGCUGAUGUCACACCUGCUAAUCCAGGGCCUGCUCAUGUCAUGCCGGCCACACAAGAGUCUCUUCACAAAAUGGCCGCCACUCAAGAGUCUCGUCCCAUAAUGGCUGCCAACCCAGAGACUUUGUACAAAAUGGCCGCCAUUCCAGAGCCUCGUCCCAUCAUGGCCAUCAUUCCAGAGUCUGCUCACUCCUGCCUGAUCCGCCUUGGUGAAGACCUGCUUUGA
Molecule: messenger RNA, 2634 nt
Organism: Sinocyclocheilus grahami
Lineage: Eukaryota; Metazoa; Chordata; Actinopteri; Cypriniformes; Cyprinidae
Product: spondin-1-like
Exons: 15
Coding region: 181-2634 (817 amino acids)
Biological process (GO): cell adhesion
Cellular component (GO): extracellular matrix
Source: RefSeq, a predicted model, not a curated record